AUGUUUAAUAUAAUUUUUAUAACACUCAUAUAAUUUGUGUUAAGCUAUAUUUUAACACGUUAUGAAACAGGAAAUGUUAUAGUUAUGGUUUCUGGAGGUCAUCAUAUUUUAGAAGAUUCAAGAUAAUAUCCAAGAUAAAUAUAAACUGCUAUAAAUUUUUAGACUGCCUUUGAUACUCCACCUGAAUUGUUUAUAUCACCGUAUUAUCUUGAUUGGAGUUUAGAAUUACCACAUGGAUUCCUUGUUAAAGUUACCCUUAUAACAAGAAAAGGUAAAUUACAUAAUUCAUCAUUUUUCAAGGAUUUUUAUUGAACACACUUGCAGUGUCUGCUUCUAUAUUUUAUGAAAUAAGAAUUAAUUGGUUUGCAUUUUAGGAUUCAAGAAUUUAAGUUAUUACAUUUUAAUAAAAUGAUGUAUAGGAACUUAAAACUGGUUCAGGUGAUAGAACAAUAAAAUUUUCAAUAGAUCAUUAAUUAAAAGAUGCAACAAACGGAUUAAUAUCUUUGAUUGGUAUUAAACAUACAUGGAGUCAUCAAAUAGUAGAAGUCAAAGUAAAUUGUUAUUUUAUACAAUUUAGAUUGAAUAAGUAUAUUCAUAAACUGUGGAUGUUUCUGUUAGUACAUAUUCAGAUUCAUAAAUAGAAUAUGUAAGAUUUAAUAUUCUAUUGGGUACUGAUCAAUCCUUAUGGUCAUCUCUUCCUUAAGCUGAAAUUUUCAAUCCUCCUUUAUAUGCAAAUUUAGGUCAUAAUAGUAGAUAGGCAACUUUUGUGAUACCUUCAAUAUUUUUGGUUUAAGAUAGACUUCCCAUAUUUGCAUAUAGAGGAUAUAAAUUUGACAAAGGUGCUAAUGUAAGAUGUUAUAUAAUCAAUGGUCCUUAAACUCCUAAUUUAAUAUAUAAUUUAUUCAUAUGUAUGAUAAUGAUAUUAUACAUUAGGGUACACAACUGUCUCUUAUGGUUUUUUUGAUCAAGCAUCUCUCUAUUUUCCAAAACCUAAUCUGAAAAUUGUUCAACCUAAUUGUGCAGAACUCUUUUCUGAAUGCGAUUAUAAUGGUGACUCUAUUAUUAUUUGUAAUAAUAUUUCAGAUCUAUCAUAACGUGGAUGGACUAAAUCAAUCAAAUCCUUAAUGAUUUCCACUUAAAAGAAAUUAUAGCUUUUUAAUUAGAUUAAUUAUUAAGGUUAGGCAUUAAAAAUUAUGCAAAACUAACAAUGUAUGGAUUCUCAAUCUAUACUAUCUGUUAAAUUUCAGUCUGUAGCUUCUAUAAUAAAAGUACUAUUUAUCAAUUCCAAUUUAAACGACAAUAAUUGCAAAUUUGUUUAAUUUUAUAGCUAAUGCAAUUAUUAAGGCACUGUUUAUUAAAUCAAACAAGGAGAGUCAUUAGACCGACCAAUAAAGAUUCCUUUUGAAAUUAAGUCAAUUAGUAUUUGUCCAAAUAUUCUUGUAAAAUUGGCAGACCCAUCCUUUUUUUGGGGUGGUAAUGAAGUAUUUAGCUCUUCACAAACUUGUUUAGAUAGCUAUAAAGUAUUAAUUAAUCAUAAUUCAUUUUAGUUUCCUUCAUACAGAACACCGAACUGA
This is a messenger RNA of Paramecium pentaurelia, 1574 nucleotides long. NCBI's taxonomy places the organism in Eukaryota, Ciliophora, Oligohymenophorea, Peniculida, Parameciidae. The record is from the annotation of a GenBank genome assembly.